GAAGAUCGCUUUGAAAUAUUUACCAAUGAAUAGGACGAUCGACCCACCAUCAUCAGAAUACAUGAGAAUCGGGUCAUGAUCACAUCGCCCGUUGCUUCUUCUCAAAGAAAUAGCGAUACCGAUCUAGCCUGGGAAAGCAGUUCUCGGAAUAACAGCUCGACCAGCAUUAACAAGCCUUUUCUGCAUCCCGUUCCUCCCUCGGACCCUUUACGACAAGCCAAGAGACUUCACAUCAAGCUGCUCAAAAUGCUGACCGCACGCACAGGACACAUUCUGCACCCAGAGUAUCUUCAGCCUUUACCGUCCACUCCGAUUAGUCCGAUCGAGUUAGAUGCGAAGAAAAGUCCGCUGGCUCUUCUUGCGCAAACCUGCUCUCAGAUCGGUAAACCGGACCCUCCACCCUCAUCCAAACUCUCCUCGGUUACAUCGAAUGGAUCUACCGAGAAGGAAUCCAAGUCCGGGCCUUUAAAACUAAGCGACAUCGGCGUGGAAGACAAAUCGAGCUUCAAACCGUACUCCAAACCAUCGGAUAAGAAGGACUCGUCCUCUGGGGUUUCAAGUGGAGAGAAGUCUGGUUUCCGUGUGCCGAGCGCCACCUGCCAGCCGUUUACUCCCGGUACGGGUAGCCCGAAUUCCAGCACUUCUGCCUCCCCGAUGCCGUCCGAGGCCAAAACUGAAAGAGGCGAAAAGAAAGACGCUGACUGUAAUAAAAUCUGUAAUUCGGACGGUUCUGGACAUACCAGCGUCAGCCACAGCAGGAUAAGCGUGAGCUGUGCCGGAAUUAACGUGGAGGUCAAUCAGCACCAGGAGACCACGCCGGGAUCCAAGGCCGUCACCUCGGAAUCGAACUCUUUAUCUAACUCUUCCUCAGCUGCUGUUCUCGGCUCGGGUCUGGUGGCUCCUGUUUCUCCGUACAAACCAGGACAGACUGUUUUUCCUUUACCCCCGGCUGGCAUGACCUACCCGGGAAGUUUAGCUGGGGCUUACGCGGGGUAUCCUCAGCACUUCUUGCCCCACGGUGGAAGUCUAAUGAACGCGCAACUGGCCAGUUCUCUUGGCGCAAGCAAAGCUGGUUCGAGCCCGCUAGCCGGGGCUUCUCCUCCGUCUAUCAUGUCAGCCAGCCUUUGCAGAGACCCGUACUGCUUAAGUUAUCACUGUGCCAGUCACUUAGCUGGCGCAGCCGGGGCUUCGUGCACGCACGACUCUGCCGCCGCAGCCCUGAAGUCCGGAUACCAGCUCAUGUACCCGACGCACCCAUUACACGGGGUGCACUCUACGCCACCGUCUUUCGGAGGACACCCUUUAUACCCGUACGGCUUCGUGCUCCCCAACGACCCGUUACCGCACGUAUGCAACUGGGUCUCAGCGAACGGGCCGUGCGACAAGCGCUUCUCGUCCUCCGAGGAACUGCUCAACCACCUGCGGACACACACCGCUUUUACUUGCGCAGAUAAGUUCAUGUCGGGCUACCCGAGCUCUUCCUCUCUCGCCAGCGCUGCCGCUGCUGCCAUGGCGUGCCACAUGCACAUGCCACCUUCCGGAGCGCCCGGCAGUCCCGGUACACUGGCGCUCAGGAGCCCGCACCACGCACUCGGACUAAGCAGUCGCUAUCACCCAUACUCAAAAAGCCCGUUACCCACUCACGGUGCCCCGGUGCCAGUCCCCGCCGCCACCGGCCCAUAUUACUCCCCAUAUGCACUGUACAGCCAGAGACUUACCACAGCAUCGGCACUCGGGUACCAGUGAAACGGACUCACUUUCACCCCUUUCCCGUCCCCUAAAUUUAGAACUUAUAAAGAUUCAGAUAUAAAGACUUUUAUAUGAACGCACCACUGAAGGACUGGAUCCGUGGACUCCUCUGUAUUUAUUUAUGUCAGCUAAAAGCGGACAAUAAUACACAAAGUAAAACACAUUUAAACAAACUCAGAAGUGCAUUACAGUGAAAACUCCGUAGAUAAAAGUGAACCACAUGUUAGAAUACUAAUAAAAUAGAGGUUCGUCAGUUCAACCUUUAUUUUAAACUGCUAUGAUUGUAUUGUACGUUCUUAUUUAAUGUCUCAUUGAAAAGUUAAAUAAUUUACAUUUGCAUGUUUGUUUUUUUUUAAUCCCAAAUUGUCCGCAUAAUUUUAAAUUGACGUUAUUUUUCAGGUCUAUACAAUGG
Molecule: messenger RNA, 2161 nt
Organism: Trichomycterus rosablanca
Lineage: Eukaryota; Metazoa; Chordata; Actinopteri; Siluriformes; Trichomycteridae
Gene: znf503
Product: zinc finger protein 503
Exons: 2
Coding region: 76-1746 (556 amino acids)
Biological process (GO): negative regulation of DNA-templated transcription
Cellular component (GO): nucleus
Source: RefSeq, a predicted model, not a curated record